Messenger RNA from Caenorhabditis angaria, 878 nucleotides. Lineage: Eukaryota; Metazoa; Nematoda; Chromadorea; Rhabditida; Rhabditidae. The record is from the annotation of a GenBank genome assembly.
AUGGUGCUUUUAAAAAGUGGUGGUAAGAGAUUUAGCACUUUUUUAUUGUUUGUUAUUUUCUCAAAAAAAUCGAAAUUAGAUACAUACAUCUAUGUACAUAGAUUCCAAAAAAAUACUUGUAUAUAUAUAUAUUUUUGCAGAUAUGUGGUUAGUCGUUUUAUGUUUCGUUCUUCCGGCGAUUAUUUUCUCGUUGUUUGCACUGGUUGCUUGGCUUCGAGUAUUACAGCUUAAUUAUAGGUAAGUUUUUACUAGAAACGAUUAUAAAUGAUUUUUGAUCCUAUCAACAAUAUUUUUCUAUUAGGAGAAUAUUGAAAAUUCGUCAUAGUAUUUUUUUUUUGAAAAAAAACACAAAACAAACAAAAAAUCCGGGUUCACACGAUAUUGUGAAUUUUUCAAAAUAUGAUGAAAUUCUGAAAAAAAACAAAAUAACCCAAAAUGAAUAUUUAUUUCAAAAAUAUAUAUGAAGAUAAUUGUUUCAGACGGCGAAUAGAGUCGGAAAAUGCGGAAAGAGAGGCGAAGAAAAAGGCAACGCAAAUUGAGAGCUUGAUUACCAAGUAAGUUCGAAUUUUAGGUAAAAAUUCUUCAAUUAAUCGAUUAAAUGAAGGGAUCACGAAUUUUUGAGAAACACUUUUUGAUACUAAUUGAUAGCAUAGAAAUGAACUAUUCCCAUUAAAAUUCUUUCAUAUUCUCACACUCUCUUACUCUAUCAAAUCCCUUUUUUCAGAAAAGACGGAAAAGUUUUCUGCAACAUCCCAAUCAAAGUCGAAGAUAUCGAAACAGGAGCCAUGUUCCUCUACAAUUCUGACGAAAACCUUGCCAUCAACAUUGUCAACGAAAAUGAACUCAAAGAGCCACUGGUUGACAAUGAAGAAAUCUAA